Molecule: messenger RNA, 650 nt
Organism: Aspergillus vadensis CBS 113365
Lineage: Eukaryota; Fungi; Ascomycota; Eurotiomycetes; Eurotiales; Aspergillaceae
Exons: 2
Coding region: 155-550 (131 amino acids)
Source: RefSeq, a predicted model, not a curated record
GGCGACCUAUCCCGACCGGUAGGGGCGUAAUGUAGUAGGCAGAGGUGGUCAUGGUGCAGCAAUGAUGGUCGGUGAUCCAUCGGCCCCCAUUUAGCGGAGUCCAAAAGCCCCUCGUUCUGCCGCCGAUCCCCGCCUUCUCAUGCAUUUCCUUUGAAUGGCUGCAGCUCGCCGCAACGAGCUAGUCUCCUGGAUCGAGACUCGUCUGGACUGCUCUCUAAACGACCCUUUUUCUUUUGUGUCUCUCAUUGAUUCUAUAACAAUGUCUUCGUCUACCCAGAAUAACAGCGCCUUGGAUGUCCAGCCCAAGGACGCGAAGCGUGCACUUGCGGAGGACGCAUAUGAUGACUGUCUAUCGUGCAGAGUUACUGGAUCCGCCGCAUUCAUCGGUCUCGGUGUAUACAGCUACUACUCGGGAUUGAAGAACCUCAAGAUGAAUGAAAAGGCAAUCAUGCAAGGAACAACCAAGUAUAAGAUGGGAUCUCGACGUCUCGGGCUCUUCACCAUCUCUGCGACACUAGUUGGGAUGGGGAUAUAUAGAGCUUUCAACUGAUGAAACCACGACGCUUUGUAUAACAUGUACUCUAUACCAUAUAUUCUACUCUGGAGUUGGUUCUUCUGAUGACGGGAAUGCACAUCAAGUCAAGCGCUUC